AUGAAACCGGAAUAUGGUUGUGCAGCCAUGUCGACGACACCUCAAAAGAAGUUGAUGUGCUAUUGUUAUUCCGGUGGGGAGCGCAUGGUGAAUGGAGAUGGUGUGUUAGGGAAAUAUUCGGGUGGUGUCUCUGAAGCCACAAUCAUCGAAGAGGGCAUAUCAUUUGACGAGUUAGUUACAAAAGUUUGCUCCCGUAUGGAUAUUACGCACGACGGGAAGACUUUAUUUUAUAGUACUUGUAGGGACAAGUCAAAGCAUUUGCGUAUUAGGGAUGAAGAUGGUGUUGCUAUGUUGUUCCAUUUAAAUGAUGACGAGGUUGACAUUUAUGUACAAGAAGAUACUGUUAACCAUUUGCCUUGCAACUUAAGCAGCAGGGAGUCGAACUUGUUAAGUUGUAGCCCCUCACAUGGUGGUGGAGGAACUUGUUCUCGUAGUGAAGGUAGCUUGGCAGUUUGCCACGAAAUGGGUUUGGUGCCAUACUCCCAACAACGAGGUGAAGACAUCCUAACUGGGGACGGCCAAUUGUUUGACAACCCCAGCCUCUUUAAGAAGGCUGUUAUUUUAUUUUCGGUGGUGAACAAGUUCACAUUCAAGUAUUUGGACAAUAGUCGUUCAUAUUAUAGGUUGGUUUGCGUCAUUGAUGGUUGUCCAUGGAAGCUAACGACUAGAGCGCAAGGCAAGUCUGAACUUAUAAGAGUGAUCAAGCUGAACAACGAACAUUUGCACAAUGCACACGACACGGCUUCUUUCAAACCAAGGAUUCGGGCAAAAGAGAUGGGUAUGAUUUUCAAGGACAAACUAAUUGUGCAGCCCGAGCUCCUCCCGAGGAGCAUAUGCAAGGACUUUGAGUUAGCGUUCCAAAGUCCCCUAACUUACUCGCAGGGAUGGAGGACUAAGGAACGCGCCCGGAAAUUGAUAAGUGGCCCAAUUUCGAUGACGUAUCACUUAGUGCCGUGGAUGUGUGAACGACUUAUACAAUCGAUUCCAAAUACAAGGGCAGUUUGGACUUCGAAUGUGGAUGGCAAGUUCAGCCAACUUUUUGUAGCUUAUGGUUGUAGCAUUACGGGCUUCUUGUCGGGAUGUCGACCCAUGUUGUUUAUUGAUGCCUGUUUCUUGACUGGUCCUUAUCGAGGUAGUUGCAUGUCUGCAGUCGCGUAUGAUGCAAAUGAUCAGUUGUUCCCUCUUGCAUAUGCUGUUGUAUCAUCUGAGAAUUUUGAGGAUUGGCUAUGGUUCAUGCAGAAUUUGAAGGAAAUUGUUGGCAAUAAAGCAAUUGUGUUAGUCACCGACCGCAAUAUUUCGUUGUUAAGGGCAGUGAACGAGGUGUUUGGCGAGGAAUUUAACGCAUGGUGUGUUCGCCACGUGAAGGAGAAUUUUAGUAAGUUUGCCACCGGGAAAGGAUUGAGGGGGAACCCAAAGAGUUCCGCAUUGGAGCUCUUCACAAAAAUUGCGUAUGCAACAGAUCAUCGACUCUAUGGGGUGUACAUGACCAAAUUAUUUGGUGUGUCACCUGAGUUGGCAAAGUGGGUUGAAGACAAUGGGCCACAACACUGGUCAAAUGCCUUAUUUCCGCACCGGAGGUGGAACAAAUUGUAUACGAAUAUUGCCGAAAGCUUCAACAAUUGGAUAUUAAAACUGAGAGACUUGGACAUCAUUCAAUUCAUGAAGGGGCACGUGAACAUAACUUCUGACAUGUUAUUUAGGAGGAAGAUGGAGGUCACAAAAUGGCAUCCCUUACCAGUUGGUCGUAACAUUGACACAAAGAUUCAGGAAAUUCAGUUCAAAUCUCAGGGUUUUACUUGCCGGCAAACUUCUCCUACGGAGUUCCUUGUGUACAAUGGUGACUGGAAAUCUCAUGCGGUGAACCUCCACUCUCGAACUUGCAGUUGCUUGUUAUGGCAAAUGAAAGGAAUCCCUUGCAAGCACGUGGUGCGCGCGAUACAGGGUACCCCAUACAAUAUAUAUAACCUACUGGACCCUUUCUUUAGGGUGGAGGCACAACUCAUUAUAUACACGACUGUAAUGUCUCCUGUUCCUCUCCAUGACAUGCCCUCUUCUACUGAUUUGGUUCCACACGUUAACGAGAUUCAGUUUGGUUGCGAUCUACUUGAUAUAGCUGCAUCGUCUUCGCCACCUAUGCCAGCAUUGCUGCCCCCCGUUGCAAAGCGACCAGCUGGCCGCCCGAAGAAAAAGAGGAUUGAUCUGACUUCUGUGAAGUUUGUCCAAUUUGCUUAUGCCCUCAUACAGUUUAGGUGCUACAGUUUACCAUUGAGUGCACUAAACCAAGCCCCUUUUAUAGUUCAUGAAUUAUUAGCUGUUCAAGUUCCAUGUACUAGUGGCUUGUAUAGUUCACUUCUAUUACCUGCUGUCUGCCUGCCAUGCUAUUUGCUGCUACUGCUCCUUCUUGCUGUUGGUUCUUCUGCUACUUGCUGCUGUAAGGGCAGCAGGUAG
This is a messenger RNA of Rhododendron vialii, 2448 nucleotides long. RefSeq lists its product as uncharacterized. Lineage: Eukaryota; Viridiplantae; Streptophyta; Magnoliopsida; Ericales; Ericaceae. Bases 1 to 2448 code for a protein of 815 amino acids. The record is from RefSeq and is a predicted model, not a curated record. Gene Ontology annotation, molecular function: zinc ion binding. The transcript has 4 exons.